AUGUAUGACAGUGAAUCAGCAGUUUGGGUGUGGUGUCUGAAUGUCAUGGGCAUGGCUCUCCCCUACACGACCCAGGCAGCACUCAGCAGUUCCACAUCCUGCCUGUUGGAAGAGCUCAAGGAGUGCACAGUACUAGUUUUCACUCACUGACCCUGUCCAGCCCAGUCAAUUACUAACUCUUUGCUCUCCAAACACCUGUCUGCCCUUAUCUCCCAGUACAAGAGGUCUUGGUGUGUGUGUGUGUGUGUGUGUGUGCAUCAAGCGUGCACGUGUUUUGUGUCCGUUCUUGCGUGUGCGUGCCCUUCUGUUUCAAUUAUUUUUGUGUGGUUUUAAUUGCAGUGCCUUGACCUCUCAACACACUCUACAUACACUGUUCUACUAACUCUCCACCCGCUAACUGGUGUGUGUACAUUAGCCUACAGAUUUCAAUAACUCUUGCACUUAUUUGACCAUAACAUUUAUAGUGACCAAUGAGUGCAGUAGUAGUCAUAAUUUGAAUCCUUCACCUUCACCCUCGGUUCACAGUGUUGUUCUUUAGGCCUGCUACCUCUCCUUCACAGGACACCACUGGGUGUCUGUGUUCACCUACAAACUGGUGUCGUGACGUGACUUUCAUUAAUCUGAUGACUGAUUUAUCGAAUCAACUAACUAUUAAUUCAUAACCUCUUAUCAUAUCAUUCUGAACGGUCGUAACCUUCUUGUAUCUGCAAAAACCCCAGCUUUACUUAUGAUUCAGCACUACACAAAUUGGCUUAAUUAUUUAUUUACUAGCUAACUAAAUAAUAACACAGAAUAACAUACACACUUAAUACAUGAGAAAAAGGUCCCUAGCGGACUAACAACAACAUGACUGCUUGGUUACCAAAAGAGGGAGUGGUAGAGAGAGAGAAACACUUAUCGUACAUUUGGAAACUACGCUCACAGUAAUAAUUUACUUUGCACAACAACCACCGCCCGUUUGGAGUAAGAAAUCAUGAAUGUAUUUACUUGUGGAUGUCUUUGUUCGUCGUCUAUCUCUGUCGGACCAAACCUUCUUGGGAAGGGUUUGGUUGGGUCUCCUGUGGGUGUAAGACUCUGAUUGUCCACCAGAGGUCACAAUGUCCUUCUUAGUUGUUUGGUCUGUAGUGGAGUGUUUCUUCAGAACAGUUACUCACCUGUACCAGUGAUUGUCUGAGAGGGGAGCUUUCUUCUUCCCACCUCGUGUGGUUAGUCAGAGUUUGAGCCACUUUACACGCACAGCUGCAGUCUGGCAAUGUUCAGGUCUAGUCUGGGAGUUAGUCUUCUUCACCUUGUGUUGAGGUUCAACGUUCCAACCAUUUUCAGACGUGUAGCGACCGCCUCGCGUCUUUCUGGUCUGAUAUGUUAAUUCUUAACAUAUCUUUUAUACACUGGUUAAAAGGAUGUUCCGUGAUGCUAACACGCUCCCUGAGCUCCCUCAGGCGUGGCUACUUACUGUGCACAGCUUUAUAUGAAAAACAAUAUCACAUUCCUAUAUUAACAAAGAUACUUUAAUCAUUUUUCAUAUUAUAUACACAACGUAUUGGAUAAAAACUUGACAGAUGAAGGCGAUAUACUUUCCAAGUUACAGUAUUUUCUUGAUAUCAUUCUUAAUGACAUCACAAAAUAAUAAACAAUAUUCUUUAGAUCCCCACUGACCAUUCCCCACAUUCUUAAAUAUUGUUCCAGUAUUCACUUUUUGGACGGUCGAUUUUUGGGCGGCAAAAGUCUCUGGGUACAAAGGACAUUCCUUUAGCCAAUACUGGAGUGUAAAGAGAGAGAGGCCUCUCCUAUGACAUGGUGUGAGGUGUCAAAAAACCCCACAUCAGUUCCCUCCUCCCCUCUUCUGUGGGUGGGAGAGGCCUGGUUACUGUCAACCAUUGGCAAGCUGAUCUGAGCCAUUGGAUCCUCACACAGGACAGUCAUGACACUGGCCUGCGUUGAACUGAAUCUGAGGCCCUGUUUGUGACAUCAUUGUUCUCUCUCUGUCCUGCAAAGGGCUUGUCCAGCGAUGUGUGAUCAUUCAGAAAGAUGAGAAUGGCUUUGGGCUGACUGUGAGCGGAGACAACCCAGUGUUUGUGCAGCUCGUCAAGGAAGGUAAGGUCGACCCACAAUGGAAAUAGCCGUUGUCUUUGCCUUCACUACUUUUCAUUCUCAGUAGUCUCCGGGCCAAACUUCAGCAUCAGACCAUCAGCCAAAUACUCGUAAAAAGUCAGGAACUAACCAGGAAGUUAGUUUGAGGCUCUGGUGUACUACCAUAUCAUGUGUGAGAGAUGGGAAUUCUAGCAGGCCCUGAAUCCAAGGCAGCUCUUGCCUUGUCCCUUUAUAGAGGCUGAUGUGUGUUGUCAGCAGUUAGAGCUGAUGCAUAGAGAGCUGCACACAUUAGGGACUAGUCUGAAUGUAGAGCAGUGUGAAGAGAGAGAAGAGAAAAGGGAAGAGUUCGGGGUCUCAAUUUGUGUGUACUCUUAUGGAUGUGCUUGGUCAUGUUUCUCCCAGUUUAAGUUAUUGUCUAUGCUGUGGAUACAAGUGGUGUAGACUACUUCUCAGUAUCCCUUACACAGCCCAAAGGUGCUAACAUACAGUAAUGCAUUUAUAUACUUACUUUAUUGAUACAAGUUUAUGGUAUAUCACUCCUUUCAGUCAAAUUUCGGACAAAUGUCGGAUAUAAAAGACCUGUAUACUCUUUGCGACAGGGUGAUAUUACAGUACACAUAUAAAGCAGUAGCGUGACACGGUGAGGAAUUUCUGCCUGGUUGCCUAAGCUCCAGACUGACGUGUAUAAAGCCACAAUGGUGUUUAUGUUGUGACAGCACUGGUUCCACCUAUGUCUCAGUUGUCUCCUGACUCUAUAAUAUUCCUCUGAAUCCUAUCCCAUAAUGAACCCUCUCUCUGGCUCCUAAAGCCCUAUGUCUGGGGAGGAGCGGCCUAAUGGGCCCCUUCAGCAACACAACCACUGUUAUGGUUAGGGGCCCGGAGUUUCUCCUGAUCAGGUCUGGAAAAACUCAGGCCCCUAGUUAUGGUGUAUGAUAUGUUACGAUAUACGAUGUACUUCAACAUUACUUUUAUAGUGCAAACAGUGGUAUUGUAAUGGGUAUAUUGGACGUUGUUAAUCUUAUACACUGUUCUUUUUCUCUCCUAAUGGGAUGUUAUGUGUUUUCCUGACUCUUGUCCACUCUGAUUCCAAGAUGGCGCUGCAGAGCGUGCGGGUGUACAGACGGGUGACCGGAUCAUCAAGGUACACUAAUCUAUACAGUUGCGGCCAAAUAUAUUGGCACCCAUGCACUUUUCUUAAAUAACUCCUAUUUCUUCUCAAAUAAGUUCAAAUUGAAGAAACAUUUUGGUCUCCACACCUUGUUGUUGGAUUUUCAACAUUGCAGAACCAAUUUUAUUUUCGCUAACUUUGAGUUUGUAAUUUUAAUUUGAGAAAAGAAAGACACAUGGCAUGGACAACACUAUUGGCACCCCGGAGCUAGUACUUGGUUGCACAGCCUUUGGCCAAAACAACUUGUAGCCAUCAGUGAGCUUGCUGCACCUUUUUACUGGCAAUUUUGCCCACUUUUCAGUAGCAAACUACUCUAAUUCUUCAAUGUUAUAGUGGUACCCUACACCAACUGCUGUUUCAGCUCUUGCCAUUGGUUAUAGAUGUGAUUUAGAACUGGACUCUUCACUGGCCACUCCAGAAUAGUCCAGUGUUUCUUCUUGAACCAUUCCAGAGUGCUUUUGAUGUGUGUUUGGGGUUGUUGUCCUGCUGGAAGACCCACAACCUUCAACAGAGACACGUUUGUUGGACACAGGGUUGAACAUUGCACUCCAAAACACUUUGAUAAUCAGCUCAUUUCAUGACAUCACAGGGUAGGAUUAAAAGUAAAAAAUCUGUGAUUUUCAAAAGCUGCAACGAGUUUCCAACCCAAGGGAGGGGUUUUUCCUCCUCACGUCACUGCAAAUCUCAUUGUAUUUGAAUAUCACUGUUUUAAAAAUGUAUAUUUCUUUCUACUCAACUUAGAAAUGUGACGUUUCCACAUAUGUGGACAGUGGUAAUAUUGUGCUGGAGAGAAUAAAAAUUAGGUAGAAAAUUGGUGGAGUUGCCCUUUUUAAGUUAAAUUUUUUUUAAUUGGUUCUGCAAUGUUGAAAAACCAAUAACAAGAUGUUAUUGUUAUUUGAGAAGAAAUAGGGAAUUAUUUAAGAAAAGUACAAGGGUGCCAAUAGUUUUGGUCGCAACUGUAUAUAUACCCCUUUCAUAGUAGUUGCAGGGACCUGUUCAAUUGGCACCAAACUGAAAAUGUUUUGAAAUGGAGAAGUGAAAAUUGGUGCUCUUAUUGGAUACGUUUCGUGCCUACUGAUCACGUCCCAGGUGCCUUGUUGCCAUCUCCUUAUAUUCUCCAGUCACAACUUGUUUUGUGAACCGAGGCUUCUAGCCAAAACACCAGCUCCACAAUGCCACCUGCUGGUUGGAUUAGAUCCCAUCAAAAAACACCAAAACCUAAACAUUGCGUCAGUCACCGGGGUGUGUGGGAAGAGGGGUGGAUUAAUGAAUUACUGAAUUGACAUUAGGCUGGACAGGAAAUUAACUCAUUUGAUUUCCAGGCAGCGUUGAAUGGAUUUUCACAUUAUGACUGUUUUCUUUUCUUCCAGGUGAACGGGACCCUAGUAACACAUUCAAACCACGUGGAAGUAGUACAGCUCAUAAAAUGUAAGCAUUGUAGAAUUACUUUAGUUUUAUUGUUUGUAAUUGACACCGGAAAGUCGUAGCCUGGUUCCUGUUUGUGCUGUAUUUCCAGCUAAUAUGGUCGUUGGGAACGGCACCUCCGUACCUUCAGGCUCUGAUCAGUCCCUACACCCAAACGAGGGCAUUGCGUUCAUCCACCUCUGGCCUGCUGGCUCCCCUUCCUCUGCGGAAGCAUAGUUCCCGCUCAGCCCAGUCAAAACUGUUCGCUGCUCUGGCACCCCAAUGGUGGAACAAGCUCCCUCACGACGCCAGGACAGCGGAGUCACUCACCACCUUCCGGAGACAUUUGAAACCCCACCUAUUUAAGGAACACCUGGGAUAGGAUAAAGUAAUCCUUCUACCCCCCCCCCCCCACCAAAAAAACAAACAAAAACAAAAAAGUAUAAUUGUAAAGUGGUUAUCCCACUGGCUAUAGGGUGAAUGCACCAAUUUGUAGUCGCUCUGGAUAAGAGCGUCUGCUAAAUGACGUAAAUGUGCCCUUGAGCAAGGCACUUAACCCUAAUUGCUCCUGUAAGUCGCUCUGGAUAAGAGCGUCUGCUAAAUGACUAAAAUGUAAUGUAAAAAUGUUGUGCCAAAAACCAUAAAAGUUGGCAAUACAGAACAAACAGAUCUGGGACCAGGCUAAGAAAGUCAUGCAAUAGUCAAAAUUAGGCCUAUUAUUCCGAAUAUACCUUUUUGUAACCAUACCUCCGUAUCUAUCUUAUUUGUUCAGCGGGCUCCUAUGUGGCCCUCACAGUGUUGGGGCGACCUCCUGGGUUGCCCCAGAUCCCCCUGUCGGAGGGCGAGGCUAAGUUGGGGUUCCCGGGGGCCCAGACAAGGUCAUCCUCUGUCACCUCUCCAAACUCCCCUGGACAGCCAACGGGGGAGCGCCCAUACAGCCCCCAUGACCGCAUCACCUCUCCUCUACUGAGAUGGGUAUGACCGCCUCCUCUCGCCUCUUACCAUCUUCUGAGCUGCAUUCCUCCUUUGUGCUCCAUCUUCUCCAUGUCAUCCCUUUUUGCCUGUCUGUCUUCAGUGUUUGUUUACAUUGUUAACGUUUGGCUGUUCAUUCAAACUCUGUCCUCCAUUGCUUCUUCACUUAAUUUCUUCUACUGUGUGUUUGGUUCCAUGUCCUGAAAAAGCCCUGUGUGUCUCCUUCCCAUUGUACAGGAAGAGAACAACAGCGUACACAACCAAAAGGUGGACAUCCUGCAGAAGAUGUUGUCCAAGGAGCAACACGAUUUGCAGGUUAGCGUUCUAUCUGGUGCAAGAGAAACUGUCUCUGCUAGUAUUUGGACAUAUGCAAAAUUCUGGGCCCGUAUUAAUGAAGCGUCUCAGAGUACGAGUGCUGAUUUUAGUUUAGCCUUUUAGAUCAUAAUGAAUAAGAAUUCAUGGAGACCUGAUCCUAGAUCAGCACUCCUACUCGAGAUGGUUUAUAAAUAUGGGUCCUAGUCUAUGAAGUGUUUUUCAGAGACUGCUCACUCUGGACAUAUGAGGUCAAAUACUGAGCGACUGUCAAGAAAAGCAAUGUUUUGUCGUUGGAUGAGGUGACAUUUUUAAGCAUGGGAAGUCAUGGUCUUUGUCCUAGAAUUGUAUUCUAAUAGGUUUUGAGACGUUCAAAACAACACUGGAGUGUGUGGCUUGUGUUGAUAAGAACAUGGCUUUUCCUGUGGUUUUGGACUAGAACAGUCACACUAGCAGGCAGCCACUCAGAGCAAACCAGUCAACCCCACCACCUCCCCUCCAAUAAUUAUCUCUAUUGCUUCACAGAGACACGUUACCCACUCCACUAAGCACACUACACUGCACUGCUGCUGCUACGUGUGUAAACACGACAGGGCCAGCAUAGUAUAGCCUCAGCAAGUGUGUUGAGAAGGAAAAAAACGUUUGAAAAGAAGUGCAAGUCUAUACCGCUCAAAGUCAAAAAUACUUUUAUGGACUUGGCUAUUUUGGAUUCCAAUGACUGUCUGACUGAGUGUCUCUGCUGCCCUCCCUCCCUCUCUCUCUCUCUCUCUCACAACAGGCAAUGAAGGAGGAGUACAGCAGGAAUCCAACGCCCAAACUACUGAAGGACAUCCAGGAAGCCAAGAAGCACAUUCCACAGCUGCAGGGGCAGCUGAGUAAGGCCACUGGGGGAGCACAGGUAACUCGCUUCACCCCCCUCCCUGAAUAAAAAAAAUCAUACUGUAUCUUAAGUUUUAAUAUUGUAUAUUAGUGUGAGAAUCUGUGGUUUUCUGUGAGCGCCAUGAUCAGGCCGAUGAGUUUUCCCUGACUAUGUAACCUUACCAGGAAAAACUCUGUGCCUGAGUUUUAGCCUGGCCCUAAGCCAUGAUAUUUAUUUCACCAAGGUAGCUGGUCUGUGCAUGUUCUGCUCAAUUUCUGUAGACUGUGUGUGUUGAAACCAUGACAAUAUAGAUGUAUGCUCAAUGCUUACAGUCAGACAAAAUACUUGUUGGUUUUCUCUUUAGAUUAUGGGGAAUAGUUAUAUUUUCUGCGUGUGACUUACUGUGAUUUCAUUCUAAGGAUGCCAUGCAAUUGGGCGACGGAGAUGACGGUAGCAUGGUGGACAUGGACCACACACCUUCCUCCAGGGGGGACAGUAGCAACGACCUCUCGUGGAGCAGCAGUACCAUGUCCCCUGUAAGUGUUACUUUCAACUUCUGCUGGUGUGUGUGGGCAUAGCUGUGGAGUGAAUGCAUUAGUAGGGACAGUCAAUUUGUCAACUGUGAACUUAAUCUCACGGGGGAGUCUCGCACCUAGCAGACAGUACACCACAACCACAACCCAAACCCGCAACCCACUUCUGUGUCCCAAACCUGGGUUCUGUUCAACAGGACAUGCAGCCGAAAACUAAAAUUAGUGUUUGUUAUUGGACAGGUCCAGGUGGUAAUUCCUCCCUGUUUCAGUCCAGUUUCUUCCAUUUGGUGCCUAAUGAACACGGCCCAGGUCUAGCUAGAGGAAUGUUUGAUAGCUUACCCAAUGUUCUCCAUUUGCAGGAUCUCCGCGGUUUUGCACCUGCCUCCCCGGAGAGCCUGUACCAAAGAGACUUGUUGUCCUACCACAGCCCAAAGAGCACGCCCCAAGACCGCUUCAACUCUUGCCACUCCCCCGACCCAGAAGACACUCCAGACCUGGUGAGACCGAGACCUGGCUCAUAUUCAUUAGGGCAUGCAACUGAAAACAUUUCAAAACGUUUUGCAACGUAAAACCAAAAUGAGCAUUUCUUAUUGGACAAGUCCAGGUAGUCCCUCCCUGUUUCAGUCAAUUUUCUUCCAUUUGGUGUCUAAUGAACAUGACCCAUGCCCUGCAGAUGUGGAGCCACCUUCAUUAAACACCCCUUUUAUGGUAGAUGAGGUUGUUAGCUACUCAGUGAAAGGAGCAGUCAACGCUCAAUGAGUGAGAGAUCUAAGUGCUGUGUUCCUCCUCUUUCCCCCACUCCUCCAGGACUCCCUGUCCCCCUCCACUGUUAGCAGCCCCUUCUCACGCUUCGUCUCCCAGAUCAUCGGAGCUGAGGACGACUACUUUGACUCUGAUCAGGAACAGGUAGGCCCUAAAUACAUCAAAAAUAAGGGAAAACUGUGCAUUUUGGAAGAUUGAAGGCCCAGAUUAUGGCCUAUUGAUCCAAACGUUUGGUUUUUAACAUUCUUUACAAACACUGAGGAGCAUGCCAGGGUGCUGGAGUUUUUUUGUCAAAUUUUUUCUCCCCCUAAAAGGGUGACAGACUGACAAGCCUCACUGAGAGGAUUUUCUAACAAGGUCAAGCUAGCUCGUAACACACACACACUCUGACACACACACACACACACACACACACUCUGACACACACACUGUGUUUAUCUCAGGUCAAUGGCCAGUGCAGCUGUUUCCAGAGCAUGGAGCUGCUCAAGUCCAGACCUGCCCACCUGGCAGCAUUCCUGCAUCAUGUCGUCUCACAGUUUGACCCUGCACCGCUGGUAAGAGUCCCUACACGCACACACACACUCACCCUCACCUGACCAUGUUUGUGUUGUGACCAGUUACAGACAAUAGAAGUACAGGAAUGUCAGUUUAGUGCUGACACAAAGACAUGAUGGUGUACAAUGUGUUUGUGUCAACUCACAUUGAUCAUGUGAAAUGUUUCUCUUCAGCUCUGCUACCUCUACGCUGACCUGUGCAAGCAGACCAACUCCAAAGAAACCAGACGGGUGUUCAUGGACUUCCACAACUUCUUCAUCGACCGGGGAGCUGUGAGUAGAGUUAAACUAGCCUACAUCUGGGCCCGGAUUCGCCAAGAGUCUCAGAGUAGGAAUGCUGAUCUAAGAUCAUGUACCCCCUGUCCAUACAGUGGGGGGAAAAAAGUAUUUAGUCAGCCACCAAUUGUGCAAGUUCUCCCACUUAAAAAGAUGAGAGAGGCCUGUAAUUUUCAUCAUAGGUACACGUCAACUAUGACAGACAAAAUGAGAAAGAAAAUUUUUUCCCCAGGUAAUCACAUUGUAGGAUUUUUAAUGAAUGUAUUUGCAAAUUAUGGUGGAAAAUAAGUAUUUGGUCAAUAACAAAAGUUUCUCAAUACCUUGUUAUGUACCCUUUGUUGGCAAUGACACAGGUCAAACGUUUUCUGUAAUCUUCACAUGGUUUUCACACACUGUUGCUGGUAUUUUGGCCCAUUCCUCCAUGCAGAUCUCCUCUAGAGCAGUGAUGUUUUGGGGCUGUCGCUGGGCAACACGGACUUUCAACUCCCUCCAAAGAUUUUCUAUGGGUUUGAGAUCUGGAGACUGGCUAGGCCACUCCAGGACCUUGAAAUGCUUCUUACGAAGCCACUCCUUCGUUGCCCGGGCGGUGUGUUUGGGAUCAUUGUCAUGCUGAAAGACCCAGCCACGUUUCAUCUUCAAUGCCCUUGCUGAUGGAAGGAGGUUUUCACUCAAAAUCACGAUACAUGGCCCCAUUCAUUCUUUCCUUUACACGGAUCAGUCGUCCUGGUCCCUUUGCAGAAAAACAGCCCCAAAGCAUGAUGUUUCCACCCCCAUGCUUCACAGUAGGUAUGGUGUUCUUUGGAUGCAACUCAGCAUUCUUCGUCCUCCAAACACGACGAGUUGAGUUUUUACCAAAAAGUUCUAUUUUGGUUUCAUCUGACCAUAUGACAUUCUCCCAAUCCUCUUCUGGAUCAUCCAAAUGCACUCUAGCAAACUUCAGACGGGCCUGGACAUAAGCAGGGGGACACGUCUGGCACUGCAGGAUUUGAGUCCCUGGCGGCGUAGUGUGUUACUUUGGUCCCAGCUCUCUGCAGGUCAUUCACUAGGUCCCCCCGUGUGGUUCUGGGAUUUUUGUCAUGCAAUAAAAUGCAAAUUAAUUACUUAAAAAUCAUACAAUGUGAUUUUCUGGAUUUUUGUUUUAGAUUCUGUCUCUCACAGUUGAAGUGUACCUAUGAUAAAAAUUACAGACCUCUACAUGCUUUGUAAGUAGGAAAACCGGCAAAAUCGGCAUUGUAUCAAAUACUUGUUCUCCAGACAGUACAUCCCCUGACAGUGUUGAUAUGAAAUGCAACACUAGUGUUGCUAUACAGCGGUGUGUUUGUGUUAUUGGUUUAUUCUAUCAGGAGUCCCUUCUCUCUGCAGUAAUACAUUUCUCCUCAGCUGAAACUGUAAUUUCUCUGAUCCACUGUUCUGUUGACUCCCAAUACAAUAUAUCAUGCUGCCUAAGACCAACAAGACUACUUGAAGGACCCAGAGAUUUUCUUCUGUAGUUUGUUUUCACAUACACUACCGUUCAAUAGUUUGGGGUCACUUAGAAAUGUCCUUGUUUUUGAAAGAAAAGCGAUUUUUUUGUCCAUUAAAAUAACAUAAAAUUGAUCAGAAAUACAGUGUAAACAUUGUUAAUGUUGUAAAUGGCUAUUGUAGCUGGAAACGGCUGAUUUGUAAUGGAAUAUCUACAUAGGCGUACAGAGGCCCAUUAUCAGCAACCUUCAGUCCUGUGUUCCAAUGGCACAUUGUGUUUGCUAAUCCAAGUUUAUCAUUUUAAAAGGCUAAUUGAUCAUUAGAAGACUCUUUUGCAAUUAUGUUAGCACAGCUGAAAACUGUUGUGCUUACUAAAGAAGAAAUAAAACUGGCCUUCUUGAGACUAGUUUAGUAUCUGGAGCAUCAGCAAUUGUGGGUUCGAUUACAGGCUCAAAAUGGCCAGAAACAAAUAACUUUCUUCUGAAGCUCGUCAGUCUAUUCUUGUUCUGAGAAAUGAAGGCUAUUCCAUGCGAGAAAUUGCCAAGAAACUGAAGAUCUCGUACAACGCUGUGUACUACUCCCUUCACAGAACAGUGCAAACUGUCUCUAACCAGAAUAGAAAGAGGAGUGGGAGGCCCCGGUGCACAACUGAGCAAGAGGACAAAUACAUUAGAGUGUCUAGUUUGAGAAACAGACGCCUCACAGGUCCUCAACUGGCAGCUUCAUUAAAUAGUACCCGCAAAACACCAGUCUCAACGUCAACAGUGAAGAGGCGACUCCGGGAUGCUGACCUAGGCAGAGUUGCAAAGAAAAAGCCAUAUCUCAGACUGCCCAUCUUAAUAUUUUCUUUUUAUUGGCCAGUCUGAGAUAUGGCUUUUUCUUUGCAAGUCUGCCUAGAAGGUCAGCAUCCCGGAGUCGCCUCUUCACUGUUGACGUUGAGACUGGUGUUUUGCGGGUACUAUUAGCAAACACAACAUGCCAUUGGAACACAGGACUGAUGGUUGCUGAUAAUGGGCCUCUGUACGCCUAUGUAGAUAUUCCAUUAAAAAUCAGCCGUUUCCAGCUACGAUAGCCAUUUUCAACAUGAACAAUGUCUACACUGUAUUUCUGAUCAAUUUGAUGUUAUUUUAAAGGAGAAAAAUAUUGCUUUUCUUUCGAAAACAAGGACAUUUCUAAGUGACCCCAAACGUUUGAACGGUAGUGUACACUACUAACACAUACACGGCAUACAUUUAGGAAUUGUUCUGCACGUGCCAGGCGUUUUACUCUUUUUGUUAAAUGUCAAGUAUAUUUACUCUGGCGUUUCGGUUAGCCACAUAUAAACAAGUCUGUCUUUGUCAAUGCCCGUCUAAAUGUGUUUUAUUUUCAUACAGAAUUUAAAAGUAGUUGUUCCCGAGUCCAUCUCCUCUGACCUUGGUGAGUAUUUGUGGCUUUGCUUUCAUUUCCAUUAGUUUCUCUUGCUGACAAAUCAAUGCCAAUUCAUUUCUGGGUAUUUUGAGGAAUGACUGUUGUUAUCUGAUGGAAUGCCAAAUAUAGCCGACUCAAGUUUCCUUACUUCAACCGUGUACUAUCAGCAUUAUCACAAUGUGCCUCUAAGUGUGUGGUAGAUUGUUUAACCCAUCUUCCUAAUACUACUAUCCCACAUCAGGUGUUAAGAAAUCAAACAAAGUGAUUAUAUGACAAGUGCACAUUUGAAUUUUCACCUUGAUAAGCUGUAUUUGGUGCCAACCCACUACCUAACUGUGUUAAUGUGUUGUGUGGUGGCUGUGCAGACCGGCGGAGGACGGAGCUGAUCCCUGAGGAGCUGAACAGACAGUACGUCCAGAUGGUGCAGGACACCCUGCUCCCUGACAUCCAGCGGAACCUGGAGGACUUCAGGUCAGUCACCUUGCUCGCAUUCUUCCAAAAUGGCCGCCUUUCCCAUUGGUGCCUAUGUAUUGGUCAAAUGUAAAGAUAGAUGCAAGUGAGUCUUACUUGUAGAUAGUGUAGCUUUUUGUCUUUAUAAACACUCAUUGCUGGUCUUAUACGAUGCUGGGCUUAUAAGUUUACACUAUAAGUUGGCAUAAGCCUGCUGUAAGUUAUUAAAAUCAUGUUAUAAGUAUGCUAUAAGUUGAUGUAAGCAUGAUAGAAGUUAUAAGUAUGAUAGAAGUUAUUAUAAACGUACUAUAAGUGGGAUCUGACACUGUGGUUUGUGGGGUGUGCAGGCAGAAGCGCAGUAUGGGCCUAACCCUGGCAGAGGGGGAACUGGCCCGGCUGGACACGGAGCGCGUCAGAGACCGGGUAGCACUGGAGAGAGAACGCUCCUGUGCUGAAAACAUCAUCACCAAGAUAGAGGAUGUCCUGUUAGUAGCAACACUCACAGCUUUGUUUCUUGAUGUAGAUUCUUUAA
Messenger RNA from Coregonus sp. 'balchen', 12781 nucleotides. Lineage: Eukaryota; Metazoa; Chordata; Actinopteri; Salmoniformes; Salmonidae. The record is from the annotation of a GenBank genome assembly.